GAGAGAGAGUGAAAUGCGUGAGUAGCAGUCCAGAACAGAGAGAGAGAGAUAGGGAGACCACCAACAACAACGAAGACAGGCACAGGGCUUACAAUUUCACCUGAGCCACAUUUACUUUCCAUGCAUUCAGAAUCUUUAUAUCUACUUCUAAAAUAUCUCAGCUAGGGUGCUCAAGCCCAAGGACUGAAGACUGUGGCUUCGGCAGGUGGUACCGGCUGACCCAGAACCAUCCAGGCUCAGUAGCAGCAGUAAGCCAGGGAGAUGUCCUUCGGUGUGGGGACCUCCACAGCCCUGCUGCCCCCAGUCAAAAGCGUGGUGGUCUACAGGAAUGGAGAUCCCUUCCACAGUGGCAGGAGGUUCGUAGUGAACCAGCGACAGGUAGCCACCAUGGAGGCCUUCCUGAACGAUGUGACCCAGAACAUCCAGGCACCGCUGGCCGUGAGGACGCUGUACACCCCCCGGCAGGGAACCAGGGUCCGGGACCUGAUCGACCUGCAGAGCGGAGCGCAGUAUGUGGCUGCCGGUUUCGAGCGCUUUAAGAAACUGAAUUAUUUGAACUCAGGACAGAAGAAGCUGCCUGCAGCACGAGGAGAGGGUCCUCAGGUUAAAGUCUUCCAGAGACCCAACGUCUCAGCCAAGUGGAGGAAGUACAUACCUGUACCGUGCAUCAUAUAUGUUUUCCGUAACGGAGACUUGCUGUGUCCUCCACUACGCUUCAUCAUCCCACGGGGCAUGCAGCGUGAGCUGGAGCAGAUCCUCAGCCUGGUGACAGAGAGAGCCAGUCUGCGAACCGGCGCUGUGCGCAGGUUGUGCACCCUGGAGGGCACAACCUUGACCUCCGCUGACCAGCUGGAGACUGGACACUACUAUGUUGCCGUGGGAACCGAGAGGUUCAAGAAACUUCCAUAUGUGGAGCUGCAGGUUCCUAAAGCAUCAGAGAGACAUUUCCCGGGACACAGAAGGCAGCGGAGAAAGCUUGAGAACAGGAAGGUGGUCAGCGGGCCUGAGGACAGAUACAGUGACUCCGCCAUGCUGGAUUCCCCCGAGUCUGACGGGCGGAGAGUGAAAUCCACGGGGGAUGAGAUGGGAGACAGGUCAGCCCAGCAGGCCGUCCCCAGGGGGUCGGGGAAGGAGGAGUCCUCCAUCUUCUUCGCCAGACCAGCCAAGGUCCGCAAGAACAGGGGUCAGCCCAGACCACCUCCCAGGGACGGAGCAGUCCAGACCAGCGUGUUUAAAGGAGGCGUGCGGAGGACGAGAGAGGAGCUACUAGGAGCUGAGGAGGUGCAGGAGGAUGAGAACACAACUGUGGAGAUCCCUGUGGACCAGCAAGUAGCAGAGACAGUUGAGGAAGAGGAACACAGAGAGAGAGACUCUCCUCGUAAAGGCAGAAAACAACAGUCUACCAAGGAAACGGCACUAACAGAGCCCAUGAACGGAGGAGCUCAGCACCAAGCAGCGGACGGCAAUGAGCCAAGCGAUGAGAAGACGAGAAGGCAGCUUGAACCUCAGGUGAACUCAUCUGACAGACCAAGCCCCCAACUCGACAGAGCCAGCUCCUCAUCUGACAAAGUCCACCACUCGCCUCAGACAGACAGCCCCAUAUCUGGAAAAGCUAGCCCCAUAUCUGGAAGAGCUAGCCCCACACCUAGGAGAAAUAGCCCCCCACUUGAGAGAAAUAGCCCCACAUCUGACCAAGCUAGCCCCACAUCUGAGAGAAAUAGCUCCACAUCUGACCAAGCUAGCCCCACACCUGAGAGAAAUAGCCCCACAUCUGACCAAGGUAGCCCCACAUCUGAGAGAAAUAGCCCCACACAUGGAAAAGCUAGCCCCAUAUCUGAGAGAAAGAGCCCCACAUCUGACCAAGCUAGCCCCACAUCUGAGAGACAUAGCCCCACACUUGACAGAGGUACCCCCAUCCCUGACAGACCCAGCCCUCCGCCAGUCCACAGAGAGCAUGCUGGCGUAGACAGGACUGAUGCUUCGCAGAGAAAAGCAGAGGCAGUAAAAAAUGAGAGGCUCAGUGACAAAACUCUUCAGCACACAGAGGAUAAAGAUGAUCCGGCAAAACCUUCGGAGCAAGACAAUAACCGUCAACAGUCAUCUGCAAACACAUCGUUUCAUCAAGAAGAGGCUUCCACAGAGACUUUCACCAAGGCUCCCGGGGCAGAACAGGAGCAUGGAGAGAUGGCCUCUUCAAACUCAAGAGCUUCAUCACAGGUUUCUGGAGCUGACACGACGGUCCGUGGAGACCAGGGGGGGAGCUUGGAGAGAACAUAGUAUCUACCCCUCCCUCACUCAGCAGGGAUCAUGUCCCCAGCCUGUUUGUAUUCAGUGAAAAACUGCAUAGCUGCGUUCUAUUUUUGGGGGGGUUAAAUUCAGCGGGAGAGUCUUUGUGACCCCCAUCUAACACCAUAAUGGACCAGUCCUGUUGUGGUGGUGAUGGGGAGAAUUCACAUCGCAGGUUGUGUACUAAUGAGGACUGUAUAAGCAACAUUGUUUAUUCAUUGUUUUAUACAAAUAUAAUCCAUAAUGUGAAUAUAUUCAAGAUACAAACGACCUGCUGUGUAUUUUGCAGGAGAAACUGUGACUUUUGACACUAUGAAAUGUACAUCUAAUUGAAUGGCAUCCUUGUAUUCAUUACAAUGCAAGGCACUAUGUAAAUA
This is a messenger RNA of Hypomesus transpacificus, 2663 nucleotides long. RefSeq names its product doublecortin domain containing 2B (gene dcdc2b). Gene Ontology annotation, cellular component: microtubule organizing center; microtubule. Gene Ontology annotation, biological process: intracellular signal transduction. The transcript has 15 exons. The record is from RefSeq and is a predicted model, not a curated record. NCBI's taxonomy places the organism in Eukaryota, Metazoa, Chordata, Actinopteri, Osmeriformes, Osmeridae. The coding region runs from base 262 to 2277 and encodes 671 amino acids.